AUUCUGAGCAAUAUAUUUUUUUUACUCUAAUCCCUUAUUAAAUCAUCUCUCUCUUAUCUGUCGUCUCUAGGAAUAAUAAUCUUAAAAAGGGAGAGAAAUGGCAGAUAAUUCGAUUCUAUGUUCUGCUUGUUAUACGAUUCCAAGUCUUUUCUUGCUCUUUUCUUGCCUCUCCGCCCUUUCUCUUUCCGUAAACGACUUGGGUCCAUCAAAUACAUUCACUGUUUCGAGCUUCAGGUACCCUAAAUCUGCAGUCAAGCCUUACGAUUUGCGUUAUAUUCGAGUUGAUUUGCCCCCCUGGUUCUCGUCUUUGUCCAUAGCAGUGGAGUCGGAUGUGGACCUUGAUGCUAAAAGCAUAUCAAAGGUUCCUAAAAGCACACUGCCUAUGAUCUGCUUCAGAGAUGGCAGCCCACCUCUGCCAGAUGUCCUAAACAGUUCUAUUGUAGAAUUAGGUAAAGGUCCUAUCUCAAAUGCAUCAUUUGAAGCACUAACGGGUCCUCAGAAUGUUCAGUGCUAUCCAAUGCAGAAAAAUAUAAAGGUGGAGUUGACAAAUGAACAGAUAUCUCCUGGAGUUUGGUAUCUUGGUCUCUUCAAUGGCAUUGGACCUACAAGGUCGCAAUCAAAAAUGAUUAUCCGCAGCCCAGAGUACUCUUUUAGUGCCAAUGUCAGUGUGGAAGGAUGUACAACCUCAACAAUGUGGGGCCAGUACUGCAAUCAGACAAUUAACUCACUUUCAUGUUCUCUAUUUGACAGCUAUAAUCCUGCAGAAAAUAUUUCUGAUGCUAACUUCCAAGUAAUUGAAAAUAUGGUUCAUUGCAAAAAUUUGGAGACUUCAUGCCAUGGAGAAGGUGAAGUUAAAGUUUAUUUACUGGAGGUUUUGGGAGUUGCGGAACAAUUAACAAUUAUGACAUCAAAUGUUAUUCUUAGUACAACCAUGUCAAAUAACACUUUUAAAGCUAGUGGAACUAAUUUAACUUAUUAUGUACGGCAUGGUGCAGUGCCUUCAAUGGCACUGCAUGACUAUUCUGGUGACAUAAGUAAAGAUCCCCUGGUUAUUCACUCACCAAAGGUUGGACGCUGGUUUAUUGCUAUUGUGCCUGCUCUUUCUAAAGAAAUCAGUGGGAGUCAAAAUAGUAAUCUACAAGUUUGUUAUUCCAUUACAUGGCAAGUGGUCCGUUGUCCAUUGGGGAAGGCUGGAUUGAAUUGUACCUCAGAAAGAUAUGUUCUUGAGACAGUUCUCAGGAGAGAUUCCUCCCCUUUUGAAUCCUAUUAUUUGCCAGUUGGUGGAAAAGUGUUGCCAGAUUCAGCUAAUUUUCCUAUUGAGCCCCUUUCAAGCAAUGCCACAUACGGUGGGGAAUCAAAUAAUCCUUGGACUUACUUUCUUUUGAACAUUCCCCGCGGUGCAGCUGGAGGAAACAUCCAUGUCCGACUAACAUCAGAUACAAAGAUAAAUUAUGAAAUUUAUGCUAGAGUUGGUGGAUCCCCAUCUCUUGACAAUUGGGACUAUUAUUAUGCAAACAGGACAAGAAGCAGUGAUGGUUCUGCAUUUUUCUUGUUGUAUAAUUCAAGUGAAGAAAAAGUUGAUUUUUACAUCCUAUAUGUUCAAGAAGGAACUUGGGCUUUUGGAUUGAGGCAUUUAAAUACCACCAAUAGCCCUUCAAAUGACCAGACUAUCAUGUCUGUUUCAGUUGAGAGAUGCCCAAGAAGAUGCUCCUCUCAUGGGGAGUGCAUAGUAGCUUUGGAUGCCAGUGGAUUGACAUCAUACAGCUUUUGCUCUUGUGAUCGAACUCAUGGAGGUUUUGACUGUAGCAUCGAAAUUGUAUCGCAUCGAGGCCACAUACAGCAAUCAAUUGCUCUUAUUGCAUCAAAUGCUGCAGCUGUGCUUCCUGCAUAUUGGGCUCUUCGGCAAAAGGCUUUUGCAGAAUGGGUGCUGUUCACAUCUAGUGGAAUUUCAAGUGGGUUAUAUCAUGCCUGUGAUGUAGGCACUUGGUGUGCAUUAUCAUUUAGUGUCUUACAGUUCAUGGACUUUUGGCUUUCAUUCAUGGCUGUGGUGAGCACCUUUGUAUACUUAACUACCAUUGAUGAAGUGUAUAAAAGGACAAUUCAGACAGUUGUUGCCAUUCUUACAGCCCUCAUGGCUAUAACUAAGGCUACCAGGUCUUCCAACAUCAUUCUUGUGAUGUCAAUUGGGGCACUUGGUCUUCUUAUUGGAUGGCUAAUAGAGUUCUCCACCCACAUUAGGUCACUUUCCUUUUCAACAGAAUUCUGUCUGAAUAUACCCACCAGAUGGCAAACAAUUAGGGGAUGGUUCAAUAAUUUAAUCAAGACACUUUGGAGAAGAUUUCGGUGGGGUUUUGUACUUGCGGGGUUUACUGCACUGACUAUGGCGGCCAUAAGCUGGAAACUGGAAAGCAGUGAAAGCUACUGGAUAUGGCACAGUUUAUGGCACGUCACUAUAUAUUCGUCUUCCUUCUUCUUCCUUUGUUCAAAAGUAGACACUGUAAAUAGUGAGAAUCAAAGACCUCCAGAUGGAAAUUAUGCAUUAACCCGACAGGAUUCAUUUCCCCGAGGUGAAUAGGAAGGGAACAGAGAUAUUUUGGCAAAAUUUAGCUCUCAACCUCUAAGAAAAUAAGCUGGUUGUCAAGGCCUAGAGGAAAAUUGGUUUUUUUUUCUUUUUUAGUAUAUCGGGAGAGUGGGGACUUGAACUUGACCCUGACAGGUGAGUGUUGUGUCUUCAGUUACUGUGCCAUGUCAGUCUAAGCAAGAAAAAUUAGUUGUUAAUGCUGAAUAAGACUUGUUCAGCAGACAAAGUAGCUCUUGCCAGAGUAAAAUGAAAGCAACAGCUAAAGCAGUCCGUUGCUAAUUAUUUCUGUUCUAUGUCCCCAUUUUUCAGUUGGCAAUUUUGUUUUAACAUUUAUGUAAAUUUUCUGUAAAGGCUUGGUAAAUUAGGUAAGAGGAUGGAUUGUAGUGUUACCUAUAAGUUUUAAAGGGGGAAUAGAGCGGGACGUGAUAAAGGUCAAGGUGCUUCGUUUGUGUACAGGUUACUUGUUUCAGUAUUGAUUAGAAUUUUAUUGUUUGUUUAAA
Molecule: messenger RNA, 3081 nt
Organism: Hevea brasiliensis (rubber tree)
Lineage: Eukaryota; Viridiplantae; Streptophyta; Magnoliopsida; Malpighiales; Euphorbiaceae
Exons: 14
Coding region: 98-2575 (825 amino acids)
Cellular component (GO): plasma membrane
Source: RefSeq, a predicted model, not a curated record